AAGAGCAAUCUCAGAGAAUACUAUCUCCACUAAAUCUAUCUACAACAGAUAUAUUUAUAUAGUUAAUUGAAGAAAUUUUCAUGUUGAAAAGGAAAUUCAGAUUUUUCCUUUUUUAAACCUUGUUUGAAUGACCAUUGGAUAAGGUCAUAGCACAUUUACAGGUUUUCUUACUAUGGGCUUUCUAAUUUCAAGGCCUAGAAAAGAAAUAUACACUUUUUUCUGUCAGACCUAGUUAUGUACUUGACCUUGGCUUAGAACACUCCCAGAUAAUAACGGUUACCAUUCUUUGUAUCAAGUAUGGGCUUGCAGUGUAUGUUUCACUGUUAUAAAGUCAUGGAGAACACAAGAAGUGAACAGUUUUACCAAUGACCUUACAUGCGUAUAUUGCCUAAAUGAUCUUCAAUGAUAAUGAUUACAAAACCAUAGGUCAUAAGCAACGAUGUACAUGCAUCUAAUGUUUCUCUCAUACAAGGUUAUUGAUAAGAUUUAUAUUAAAUUUUUCUGCAAGUGACCUUAAACUUACACUAUACAUGUAACCUUGUGUCAAGGUCAUGAUCUACCUUCAAGUGGUAUAUAAUUAUCUCUUUGUUUCCUUGAUCAUGCAAUUUGUAUAUGUUAUAAGAAAUUUCAAGGCAGGAAUUACAUAAUUUUCUGACAGAUUAAGACUGGCCUUGAACUUAUACAAAUGACCUUGGCACAAGGUCAAGUCACAAUGUCAGGUCAUAAGUAAUCUUUUUUAAAGCAGGAACUUCCAAUGUUUCUCAGAGAGUUAUGGACAGGAUAUGAAUUAUAGUAAACAUUUUCUGUGACUAAUAAUGAACUUGCCUUAAUGACCUUGCUUUAACAUGAUCACAUAUCCUCAAUACAACAUAUAGUUGCUGUCUGGGUACACUUGCACAGACAUACCGUAAAGUUGCUGCUUCAUCCUACAUUUUGGUUUUGGGGGAGAUGGGCAGAAACUAAUAAUUCUGAUAUUUCCUAAAGAUUGCCUACCAUCGUAUCAAUAUUCUUUUUUAAAAGCACGCCAGGACCCAGUUGCUCAAAACCUUGGUUAAAUUUAACCACUGGUUAAGCUAACCAGUGGGUAAAUUUACUAUCCACUGGGUAUCUAAACACUGGUCAAAAUUCUGUUGCUCAAAGUGAGUUUAGCCCUAGGACUUACUAACCAACGGUUUAGUACUUUAACCAGUGGUUAGUAUCCCACAAUGCAACAUCUGUCGUCUGUAUAUGUAAACAAUAAUGGCUACCAACACAAACAAAAAACGAAGUGAGAAUUUCUCACCAGAGGAGACACUAUUUCUAGUGGAACUAGUUGAAGAACAUUUAAGUUUGCUCAAGUCUAAACAGACAAACCAAGUUACUAAUGCUAAAAAAGCUGCUGUGUGGCGACAUAUUACGGACGCUGUCAAUUCCAGAGGGUCGGGGGUAGUGCGUUCGAUAGACCAGGUAAAGGAAAAAUAUAGAAAGGCCUGCUCGAAGGCAAAAGUGGAGAAACACCUCCAGAAGACUCACCGUGUCAAAACCGGGGGCGGUCCGCCUCCUCAGCCAAUUGAUCCGGUGUCGCAAAAAAUAUUAGAUAUCCACUACGAUUCCCCCAACUUUAUUGGGAUCGGGGGAGGAGUUGAGGUCGGAGGCCUCAUAAUCCAAGAAGUACCAGCUAUACCUACAUGUAUGUUAGAGAAAGCUGAGAGUUCAGGUUUUCAAACCAUCAAUGAAGAGACAGUCACCUUUGAAGGCCAAGGUAGUACAGAGACAAUUCUUCAACUCCCAGAAAAUUUGGAAGGUAAAACAAAGAAGAGGAAAAUUGGUCAGGAAAGUCUGCAAGAUCUUCAGAAAAGUGUAUUGAGAGAGGAUAGGGAGAGGAUCUUGCUAAUGAAAGAACUUAUUAUAUUGCAGAAAGAAAAAGUUGCAUUAGAAAUUAAAAAACUGCAGAUGGAAUUACCAUCUAAGCCAACAGAAAAUGAGAUGUAGUAUAUUAAGUGGCUCGACACACAGUAAAAUUCACCUGUAGUAAGCUAUUCUGAUCAUGUUGUCUGUCAUCUGUUUGUCUGUAAAAUUUCCACAUGUAUAUAUAUAUGUUAGUCAUAUUGGUGUUGCUGGAUCUCUUUGUUAUGUGAAUUCAUUUUCAGUUAUGUUGUGAUCCUCUGGGGCUAGGUUAAGGGCACAAUAUGGGGGUAAAAAUGUUAUGGGAAUAAAUAUUGAUGAAAAAAAGUUUUUUGAAAAUCACAACAGGUAAACAAUGACAGGUUGAAGGUGAAUCAGGUGAGCAAUGAGGCCCAUGGGAUACCUCACUUGGGGGUGGAGUUAAAAGUAGCAAUUAUACUGACUAUAAUUAAAAAUAAUUUUGAACAAUGAA
This is a messenger RNA of Ostrea edulis (European flat oyster), 2356 nucleotides long. RefSeq lists its product as uncharacterized. Gene Ontology annotation, cellular component: nucleus. The transcript is spliced from 5 exons. Lineage: Eukaryota; Metazoa; Mollusca; Bivalvia; Ostreida; Ostreidae. The record is from RefSeq and is a predicted model, not a curated record. Bases 1240 to 1971 code for a protein of 243 amino acids.